Molecule: messenger RNA, 3226 nt
Organism: Nannospalax galili (Upper Galilee mountains blind mole rat)
Lineage: Eukaryota; Metazoa; Chordata; Mammalia; Rodentia; Spalacidae
Gene: Gpr68
Product: G protein-coupled receptor 68
Exons: 2
Coding region: 706-1803 (365 amino acids)
Biological process (GO): cellular response to pH; G protein-coupled receptor signaling pathway
Cellular component (GO): membrane
Molecular function (GO): G protein-coupled receptor activity
Source: RefSeq, a predicted model, not a curated record
UUACAUAGGGAGCCAAGGAGGAGGCUGGUGUGACCUCUGACAGCACCAGCAGGGAAACCAAACCCUUCUUCCCCUUAUACCGUAUUUCUGUGCCUUUCUGCAAGCUCCACUUCUGUCCAGACUUACCUAGAUGCCACAUCCCACAGCUCUGGGCUACCCAAAUGGCUUGGUGGCAGCUGAGAUGGCUGCUUUCUGUCCCUCCUCAGCCUGAAUUUCUGUUUGCUCUCCAUCCCUACCCUAGCCAUCUAUCUGUGCCACACAAGAGCUUUGCAGAUUCCCCACCAACCAGUUCCAGACAUUCAUGUCAUAAACGGGAAUGGGGGAACAAGGCACUGGGCCCACAGCAAGGGCCAAGCAGGCAGUUGUAUGCCAAUGGUGCCAGCAGGUAGUGCAAAGAAUGCUGGGAAGGGUUCCAAGGGAGUACAGUGGGGCCUCAGGCCCACACUUCUUGAAGCAAUCAAGAAGUCUCCAUAGUAGAGGUGACUUUUGAGUCUUGAAUCCGGGGAGAAUUCAGGAAAUGAGAAGCAAAGGCGUCAAGAUAUGCCACUAGGAAAGAGCAGGAUGCUUAGGGGACAGGGGCUCACCUACCACCAGUGAUGUUCAGAUCUUGAGAGAGCUUGAGUCACCUUCUGUAAACAAGAUGACAAUGGAGAGAUUGGUUCUGUCCCCAAGCCCAUAAGGGGUGAGGCCCCUUCUGGCCCAAAGAUGAGGAACAUCACUACAGACAACUCCUCACUGACCUGCAGCAUCGACCACACCAUCCACCAGACGCUGGCCCCAGUUGUCUACGUCACUGUGCUGGUGGUGGGCUUCCCAGCCAACUGCCUAUCCCUUUACUUUGGCUAUCUGCAGAUCAAGGCCCGGAAUGAGCUGGGAGUCUACCUGUGUAACCUGACCAUUGCAGACCUAUUCUACAUCUGCUCGCUCCCCUUCUGGCUGCAGUAUGUACUCCAGCAUGACAACUGGUCCCACGGUGACCUGUCCUGCCAGGUGUGUGGCAUCCUCCUCUAUGAGAACAUCUACAUCAGCGUGGGCUUCCUCUGUUGCAUCUCCAUCGACCGCUACCUGGCAGUGGCCCACCCCUUCCGCUUCCACCAGUUCCGCACCCUGAAGGCAGCCAUGGGUGUCAGUGUGGUCAUCUGGGCCAAGGAGCUGCUGACCAGCAUCUACUUCUUCAAGCACAAAGAGGUCAUUGAGGACGAGGACCAGCACCGCGUCUGCUUCGAGCAUUACCCCAUCCAGCCCUGGCAACGUGGCAUCAACUACUACCGCUUCCUGGUGGGCUUUCUCUUCCCCAUCUGCCUGCUGCUGGCCUCCUACCAGGGCAUUCUGCGGGCCGUGCGCCGCAGCCACGGCACCCAGAAGAGCCGCAAGGACCAGAUCCAGCGGCUGGUGCUCAGUACCGUGGUCAUCUUCCUGGCCUGCUUUCUCCCUUACCACGUGCUGCUGCUGGUGCGCAGCCUCUGGGAAGCCAGCUGUGAGUUCGCUAAAAGCAUCUUCAAUAUCUACCACUUCUCCCUCCUCCUCACCAGCUUCAACUGUGUUGCCGACCCAGUGCUGUACUGCUUUGUCAGCGAGACCACUCACAGGGACCUGGCCCGCCUCCGUGGAACUUGCCUGGCCUUCCUCACAUGCUCCAGGACCAGCAGGGCUAGGGAGGCUUAUCCUUUGGGUGCCCCCGAGGCCUCUGGGAAAAGUGGGGCUCAGGGUGAGGAGCCAGAGUUGUUAACCAAGCUCCACUCCACCUUCCAGAGCCCUAACUCUCUGGGAAUGGGAGGGUCCCCUGUGGUUGGGAUGGCCUAGCCUGAGUUAUUCAUGUAUGAUGCAAGGAACCUUUUACCCAUGGGCCUCAUGGUCUGGAGCUUGUAUGGUGGCUGCCUCCCACUUUGCCAUGUACAGGUAUCUCUUUCUGUAGGAAGGAGUUGUUGGGCAUGGGUUACAGCCAGGCCCUUGCCCUUGGAAGCCUCCUCUAGUUUGCUGAGCCCUGUGACUCUGCUGAGUGUAUGAAUAGCCCUGUCAGAUCCUGAGUGGUCCCUGCUGCUGCCCUGCUGCUAAUGAGAGGGAAACAGAGCACUGUCACUUCCAGGAAGUUAGCAACAAGCAGCUAACUUGCCAAGUGUGGAGUGUGAAGAUACAGAGGGCAGGAGUCGGGGGUGAACCCGGUGUUCACCCAGCAAGGCUUCCUAGUGCCACUGUUGUUACAGAUGAUACCUGCCCAAAUGCGUUGUGGUCCUGUGGGACACACAUUGACACUUGAGCCCCACUCUAUGAGGCAGGAAGGGAAGACUGGAAAAGGAAGGUGGGGAGGUGUUUGGGGCCCUGGUAUGGGGUGGGGACAACAGGACAGUGGUGGCAGGGGAGAAGCCACAGUUCCAGACAUACUCCACUCUCACAGGAAAGGGUUAAGCAGAUUUUCCCAAGCCCAUGGGUUGAUGGCAAACAAACCCCAGGACUCCCCAAGGAGAUGUCGGGAGUGGGGAGGUCUUUUAAAAUGUCAUACUGAUGCUCAAGGAUGGAGGCUCAGUCCUGAAGCUGUGUCUCCAGGGGACCAGACCUGAAAGCCUAGGGGAAGAGGGAGAGAGGAAGGGAAGGACAGCGUGAAGGAGGGAGGAAGGAAAAGAGGGAGUGGGAGAGGAGGAAAGGGAGAAAAGGAGAGAGAGGGAGGGAGAGAGAGGAGAGAAUGCCAGGGUCUCCAUGACAACUGUGUGUCAAGAUGCUGAUGCUAGGCUAGGGUCAUGUGACUGCUGUCAGUACACACUCCCUGUACCCCACACACUGGAGAGUGUCCAGCAGCCCCAGGAGCAUGACCUUUUCCCAGGGUUCUCAGAUACAGCCAAACUAACAAAACACAUGCAUCCUCAUCUGUCUUGGCCCCCAGGUCUGGGUUAAUUCCGCUCCAUUCUCGUUUGAAUAGUCCUUGUGGUGGAGAGGUGGUAGAAAUGUCUUACACAGCUGGAAGACCCAUACCUACCCCAGCCGAGGACCUUAUGGAGCAAUGGUGAUACUUACUGCUCUUUGCCUCUUCGUUCCACAGUAUUUCCCCCUAUUUUAACCUGGAACCCUGGCAUUCCCAUUGGCAUGGACUGGAAGAAGGUGAAGGAAGUUUCCUUUACUAUUGAGAGUUGUAUUUUUGUAUUGAUUUCUCUUUUAUGUCAAGUGUACAUGUGUUGGACUGUGCAGUGAGUUUAUGUAGCGAACUUCAGUCUGAAAAUAAAGUAACCAAUCA